AUGUAAAGAUAUAAUUCACUAACUGAUUUAUAAAAUUCUAAUUUAGAAGACAGUAAUUAUUUAUAUAUAGAUUUUAGGGGUUAAAGCUUUGCAUCGGGUUUUGGUGCAUGCUUAUCUAAAUGUUUAAAUUUAGAAGAUUUAACUCUUUCUUUUGUAAAUUAGAAAGAAAGAGGAUUAUUUGAUUUAGAUGCUAGUUUGAGUAAUUGUAAAAAGCUAAAUAAAUUAACAAUAAUUUUAUCAUAUAAUGAAAUUAAUGGUUAAGAAUUAUUUGAUUUAUGCUUUACUUUUUCUAAAUUAAAUAUCAAAUCUUUGGUUUUAGAUCUUAGCUUCUUGGAACCAUAAUACAUUUAAAUUAAUGAGCUAGCUAAUUAUUUAGGAUUAGGAUUGGCUGAAUGUAAAAAUAUUUAGAUAAUGUAAUUAAAUUUAGAAAGAAAUUUAGUUGGAGAUAAGGGUUUGUGUAGUAUAGGAUCAGGAUUAGGUUAAUGUGAGCAGCUCUAAAGUUUAAAAUUAAACCUUUCAUGGUUUUCUAGAUUAGGUAAACUUUAUAAUAAUAAUCUUUAUAUUCAUGACGAAGGUGCUUGUGGCUUAGGAAAUGGUCUUGCUUAAUGUAGAAAUCUAAGAACUCUAAAAAUUGACUUAGGUAAUAAUAACGUUGGAAAUUAGGGAGCAUAUAAUUUAGUUAUAAAUUUAAGCCAAUUAGAGCAUUUAAACCACUUAAGACUGAUAUUUACUAAAGAAUACAAAAGCCUACAAAUAUAAAACAAAAUUUAUAAUAAAUUAAGAAAAUCAUUUAGGAAAUUAGUUUAUUUUAAAUUAGAUUUCCAUAGAGAAGACAUAGGCUGA
This is a messenger RNA of Tetrahymena thermophila SB210, 843 nucleotides long. Its product is annotated as cyclic nucleotide-binding domain protein. The record is from RefSeq and is a predicted model, not a curated record. The transcript has a single exon. Lineage: Eukaryota; Ciliophora; Oligohymenophorea; Hymenostomatida; Tetrahymenidae.